Aspergillus oryzae RIB40 is the source of this 1257-nucleotide messenger RNA. Its product is annotated as putative acid phosphatase. Lineage: Eukaryota; Fungi; Ascomycota; Eurotiomycetes; Eurotiales; Aspergillaceae. Gene Ontology annotation, biological process: phospholipid catabolic process. The coding region runs from base 1 to 1257 and encodes 418 amino acids. The transcript is spliced from 3 exons. Gene Ontology annotation, molecular function: hydrolase activity, acting on ester bonds. The record is from RefSeq and is a predicted model, not a curated record.
AUGCUUACCAGACAAUCCCUCGUGGCCCUACUUGGGGGUCUAUCUCUCGCCGCCGCUCAGACAUCCUCCGAGCAGAACCCCUCAUUAGAGGAGAUCCAGGCGGCCCAGGCUACCGUUCUGCCUCAUUCUCCCGUCUCUAAUGUCAAGGGCCUUGCCUUCAACCGUUUUGUGAAUAUCUGGUUGGAAAACACGGACUAUGAGUCUGCUGCAAAUGAUCCUCAUCUUUCCAAGCUGGCCGAGAAGGGUCUCCUUCUCACUAACUACUGGGCAAUCACACAUCCUUCGGAGCCCAACUACUGCGCUUCUGCUGGAGGUGAUACCUUCGGUAUGGAUAAUGAUAACUUCAACCAAGUUCCUGCCAAUGUGUCCACCAUUGCCGAUAUGUUCGACGUGAAAAACAUCGCCUGGGGCGAGUACCAGGAGCACUUGCCUUAUCCCGGUUACCAGGGCAAAAACUACUCUAACCAAGAAACGGGCGCCAAUGACUACGUCCGGAAACAUAAUCCCAUGGUCUUCUACGACUCUGUUACCAAGGAUGCUACCCGUCUGCGCCAGAUUAAGAAUUUCACCACUUUCUAUGAUGAUUUGAAGCACGAGCGUUUACCUCAAUACAGCUUUAUCACCCCGAACAUGACCAACGACGCCCAUGACACCAACAUUACCUUUGCUGGCUCUUGGACCUGGCGUUUCCUCUCCGAGCUUCUGGAGGAUGAGUACUUCACCAAGGACACCCUCAUUCUCUUGACCUUCGACGAGAAUGAUACCUAUGAGAUUGGAAACAAGAUCUACAGCUUCUUCGUUGGAGGUGCUGUUCCAGAGAACCUUCGGGGCAAACAGGACGACACUUUCUACACCCACUACUCCAUCAUUGCCUCUCUUUCGGCCAACUGGGGCCUUCCCUCGCUGGGUCGUUGGGAUUGUGGAGCUAACCUGCUCAGCUGGCUGGCCGAGAAGACCGGCUACGUCAACUGGGAGGUUGAAACCGGCAAUUUAUUCCAGAACGAGACCCACCCAGGUCCGCUGUCUGCUGGAGAAUACAACACUUUCUCUCCGGAGUGGCCUGUUCCAUUGACCAAGGGGAGCUGCUCUGCUGGCCAUGGCAUUCUGCCCGUCGUCCAGCAAACGUGGAAGAACCUUACCGCCACCUUUAACUACACCAGCCCUAUCCCGUAUGACUCUGUCAGUGGGAACAACGUCGGUGUCAAGUAUAGCAGGACCUUGAAGAACGGAAAGACCGAGUCUGGUACUACUGAGUAG